Molecule: messenger RNA, 2466 nt
Organism: Solanum verrucosum
Lineage: Eukaryota; Viridiplantae; Streptophyta; Magnoliopsida; Solanales; Solanaceae
Product: homeobox-leucine zipper protein MERISTEM L1-like
Exons: 12
Coding region: 1-2466 (821 amino acids)
Biological process (GO): regulation of DNA-templated transcription
Molecular function (GO): DNA binding; DNA-binding transcription factor activity, RNA polymerase II-specific; lipid binding
Source: RefSeq, a predicted model, not a curated record
AUGACUGCCCCAAACUUGGGACACACUGCCUCAACUACACGACCACCACCAUGUCCAGUUGUGAGGAUUAUGUCUCAUGGUGUGGUCCGUGAAGGCAAGGCAGUAGCUCCCUUGAAGCUGACUCAAAGUGUCUCACCUUCACGAGCCACUUCAGGACUAGUGGUCAAGACCAUUACUCGUGGGAAGGCUCGUGAAGCAAAUGAGAAGCACAUAACAACUCUUCGAUUGUCACAUUCUGCUGCCAGGGAUAAGUUGCAUUUGACAUAUAGGGUAGAACAGGCUGGGUUGAUUGAGGAGAAUGCCUAUUUGAAAGGUGAAGAAAUAAGUGUGAAUGGGAGCAAUGCAAGUCAACUUGGGAACAAUGAUGACAUCAGAAACUUGCAUGAUGUCAAUGAGGAUCAACUGGGAAGUUCGGGUGCUAUUCAGUUGUCUCCAACUGUGGUCAAUACGGUGUUUCAUAUGAUCAACAUGAUGUUGCAACUAUUGCAAAUGAGGGGUCUCUUUGGGGGACUUGCUCAUGAGGACCCUCAUGACCACAUCCGCAACUUUGGGGAUUCAAGUAGCAUGUUGGAAAGCCAGCUUAAUCCACUUGCUAUAGAGUCCGAGACAAUAUCGGAAAAUGAGAUAAUGCAGCUGCUUACAGAUGACGAAGCAAACAACAAAUCCGACUACAGUGACAAUAAAUUUGAUGAACAAGAUGGUAACGAUGAUGAUCAUCCAAAUAAGAAAAUGCGCAAUCAUCGUCACACCAAGCAACAUAUCGAGGAAAUGGAAGCUUUGUUUAAGGAGUGUCCGAAGCCAAAUAAGAAGAAAAUGAAGGAGCUCAGUAAUAAGCUAGAGUUAGAACCUUUGCAGAUCAAAUUUUGGUUCCAAAAUAGGCGUACCCAAAUAAAGAACCAAGAUCAACACAGUGAGAAUUUAUCACUUCGAGCUGAAAAUGACAAGCUUAGGGCUGAAUGUGUGUGGUUAAGUGAAGCUAUCAACAAUGGUUGCCCUAAUUGUGGCGACCAUGGUUUCCGUUUAGGUGAAACGCCAAAUAAUGAACAAUAUGUAAGGCUCGAAAAUGCUCGCCUACAAGAAGAGGUAAUCAAAAUUUCAAAAAAUUAUUUGACUCGUUGGAUUGAUAUAUUUCGUCACAUAACUAGGGCAGCUAUGUACGAGCUUCUUCAAAUGGCUCGAAUGGACGAGCCACUUUGGCUUCCAAACAUUGACGGUGUAAAUAAUGACUUAAAUGAAGAAGAAUACAAGAGGAAAUUCCCUAGGGGAAAUGAGCCUAAGCCUAAUGGAAUUAAGACUACUGCUUCACGAGAAAGUGUUCUUGUAACCAUGAAUCACAUCAACUUGGUGGAGAUUUUCAUGGACACGAUAUAUGCAGAGUUUCAAGUUCCCUCUCCACAAAUUCCAAAUCGAGAUUGCUACUUUGUAAGGUCUUGCAAUAAAAUUGUUGAUGGACUAUGGGUAAUUGUUGAUGUUUCCCUGGACCAUACCCCGAUUACUAGGUGUUGGAAAAGGCCCUCAGGAUGUGUGAUUCAACAAAUCUCAAAUGAUAUCUCAAAGGUCACAUGGGUUGAGCAUAUCGAGGCCGAUGACACAUUAGUUCACACCUUUUACAAGACCUUUGUGAAUUCCAGCCUUGCAUUUGGGGCAAAGCGUUGGAUUUCUAUCUUGGAUAGACAAUGUGAACGAUUAGCAAGUGCAGAAGCCACAAAUUUACCCCAAAGUAGUAAUAUUACUCAUACGCAUAAAGAGCAAAGAAAAAGCGCGUUGAAGCUUGGGGAAAGAAUGAUAAUAGAUUAUAUUUCAGGAGUGAGUGGAACAACAACACACCAAUGGACAACUUUCACAAGAAGUGGCUAUAAUACUAACGAUGUUCAAGUCAUGACUAGGCAGAGCAUAAACGAUCCAGGGAGACCACGGGGCCUUGUGUUGUGCGCUUCAACUUCCAUCUGGCUGCCCGUUCUUCCAAAACUUGUCUUUGAUUUCCUUCGGAAUGAAAACACAAGGGGCAAGUGGGACAUUCUAUCGAAUGGGGGUACUAUUCAACAAGUUACUCAUAUUGCAAAUGGAACGGAAAUAGGCAAUUCUAUCUCCAUAUUGAGAGUCAAGAGUCCAAAUCCAGCUCAAAACGAUAUGUUGAUAUUUCAAGAGAACAUCACUGAUCCAACAGGGUCAUUUAUUGUUUAUGCACCUAUUGAUAUUCGUGCAAUAGACAUGGUAUUAUGUGGUGGGAAUCCUGAUGGUGUUCCGCUAUUACCUUCUGGAUUUGCUAUAUUCCCUGAUGGGCCAUCAAGCAGUACAAACUACGAAAUUUCUGAUUAUAGUGGAUCAUUCCUCACUAUCGCAUUCCAGAUUUUGGUACAUAAUGUACCCACUGCAAAUAUUUCUCCUCAAUCUAUUGCUUCCGUCAAUAAACUCAUGUUUUGCACCAUCGAUAAGAUCAAGAAUGCUCUCUUUCUCAAUUUUUAA